AUGUCUGGUAUCGAGGUUGCUGGCCUCGUCCUGGGAGGCUUUCCAAUCCUCCUCAACUGCCUCGAUUACUACAGGAAGGGAUUUGAGCCUCUGGAAGAAUGGUUCAGCUUCCGGACUCAUUUUAUCGCGUUUAUCGAUAACAUUAGGCAUCAAAUGAUGAGAUACAACGAGAAUAUGAUUCGACUACUGGACCCAAUUAUCGGGGAUAACGAGAGCCUCGCCAAGUUGGUUAGAGAUCCAACUGACUCACGCUGGAAUGAUCACAGUCUUGAUACCCUCUUGGAGCAACGUCUAUCUAGUGAGUUUGAUAGAUUUCUCAGGAUUGUCGACAGGAUGCAUGAGGUUAUGCUUGACUUGAACAAGCUCCUGCAAAUCGAAGAUGGGCAGGUCUCCUGGGUUGGGCCAUCACAACAUAAGCCCUGGCAGUGGCACUUCAAACGAGUCCAGAUCAGUUUUUCCAAGGGAAAGCAUAAGAAGGUCAAGAAGUUGGCAUCUCAUAACCAAGAACUUCAAGAGAUUCUGGGUUAUAGUGAACGUCUCAUUCCUAUUUCCGACAGGCGAAAGGCUUCGGAGCCAGUUGGCCGCCUCGAAAAGCUCCGGCAACACGCCUGUUCCGUGCACAGCGCUCUUAAGUCACAGUGGAAGUGCAACAAAUCGUGUCGCAGCCACGAAGCUCAUCUCAGCUUGCGUGCGGAAGCCGUUUCAGUCAGCAUGAACUUCAUGUUCAUUGUACAUGGCGGACAAGGGACAUCUUCCAAACCCAUAACGCAAGAGGUUGUGACACAGCCAAAGGAAGCAUUGCCGCCAACACUAUCGGACAUCAGCCGUGUGCCGCAGUCGGCCCUUCUCACGACAGUUCAGCAGACUAUUAUCGAGCAGGAUACUCUCGCGAAGAGAAGACCAAACGUGAUCCACCGCCUGUCACAGAGAUUGCAUGCGAAGGAAUUGUCUCUGAAGGGAUCAUCAGGCAAAGCAGGAGACCCCAAUUCUACUUCUACAAAAAAGACCGUGAGAUUUGGAUCACCUGUGCCUGUAAUUGCGAUAAGUCCUCCGGGCAAUAGUAGCCAGGCUAGGGCUAGAACGGCCCGUUCUUUGAAUGCUGCUCCCGUGGCUAGCCCUACUAUUGGCGACUCUUCAGCUCCUCUUCCCAUCGCAGACCUCUGUUUCAACAAAAAGCAAAGCUCGGUGGUUAUCCAAGACAAUUCUGAUCGGCUCCUUGAACUUUGCAAACCCUCCAAAGGUCUUCGAAUGGUCAUCUCAGAGAGAGUGAGGCUAUAUCCACUUCCUGAACUCCUUGACGCCUAUCACCAAGCUACCAUCGACCUAUCAAGACAACACCGGUUUGAAAUGGCCACGCAUAUUGCGUCUGCACUGCUCCAGGCUCACCGAUCGCCAUGGCUUUCUGCAAAGUGGUCCAAACGCGAUUUCUACUUUCUGGCGGACAUGGAUUCGCAAUCACUUCGCAGCAGCCACCCUUUCGUCUCUCGCAAUUUUCUCUCCGGUUCGGACGACGAAGAGGAAGCUACUACAUCUGAAAUCCCCAACUUCUCCGGCAAUCGGCAGGCCUCGGAAGAAGACACUCGCGCAUGCCUCUUCACCGUCGGCGUGAUAAUCCUCGAGUUGAUAUUCGGGCACAAUAUCGAGGAUUGCAGUUUCCGCAAAGAUUACUACGGCAAGGAUAACAAGCCCAAUGAUCAGACAGACAUCAGCACUGCGAGGAAGUGGGCCAUGAAGGUGCUGGGUGAUAGCGGUGCAGACGUUGCGGAUGUAGUGAGGAGGUGUUUAGAUUGUUCCUUCGGCCCAAAACCGAGUUUUUCAGAUGUGAGAUUUAGGAACUCUGUCUAUGAAGGGGUUAUCAAGCCCUUGGCGGGCUAUUCAAAGGUUUGGUCGGAGGUUAUGCCAUAG
Molecule: messenger RNA, 1905 nt
Organism: Fusarium vanettenii 77-13-4
Lineage: Eukaryota; Fungi; Ascomycota; Sordariomycetes; Hypocreales; Nectriaceae
Exons: 2
Coding region: 1-1905 (634 amino acids)
Source: RefSeq, a predicted model, not a curated record